AGAGGCAGUGGGAAGUUUGGGUUGACCGCCCGCAGGAGGCGGUAGCCUCCUCUGUAAAAAUGGCCUGCUGCGGCUGAGUGGGAGGAUCCUGGCUUAACUACAGAGCCCGCGAGUAGGUGUCUGUAAUUGAAUGAGGGAGGAGAUAGAGAAGAGAAGCAGCCUAGCACCUAGCCAGUCAGCGGAAAUCCCAAAAGAAAACACAGAGGACUACCCUCUGCAAUAGCUGCGGCUCCUUGUUCGUACGCGGUGAUUUACCAGGCCACCUCUCGCAGGCAGCUCUGGCCACAGCAAUCUGCAGCAAUGGGCGUGGAAGGCUGCACCAAGUGCAUCAAAUACCUGCUUUUUGUCUUUAAUUUUGUCUUUUGGCUUGCAGGAGGAAUCAUUCUUGGUGUGGCACUCUGGCUCCGUCAUGAUUCGCAGACCACAAAUAUCCUGUACUUGCAUCUAGGUGAAAAGCAGGCCCCUAAUACAUUCUAUAUUGGGAUCUACAUCCUGAUUGCUGUUGGUGCAGUGAUGAUGUUUGUGGGGUUCCUGGGAUGCUAUGGUGCUAUCCAGGAGUCCCAGUGCCUUCUGGGAACGUUCUUCACUUGCCUGGUGAUCCUGUUUGCUUGUGAAGUGGCAGCUGGAAUCUGGGGAUUCGUCAAUAAAGACCUGGUUGCCAAAGACGUGAAGCAGUUCUACGACCAAGCAUUGCAACAAGCGUUGCAACAAGACCUGUCAGAUUCUGAUGCAACUAAUGCGAAAACUGUGGUGAAGACCUUCCACGAAACGCUGGAUUGCUGCGGUGCAAACACCAUGAUGGCCAUAGGCGCCUCAUUCCUAAAGAAUGAUCUCUGUCCAAAGGAAAAAACCUUUUUGGAAACUUUUUCCCAGGGUCAUCUGCCCCAGGAUUGUCAUAAGAAAAUUGAUGAGCUGUUCUCAGAGAAGUUGUACCUGAUUGGUAUUGCAGCCAUUGUGGUAGCUGUGAUCAUGAUCUUCGAAAUGAUCCUGAGCAUGAUACUGUGCUGUGGCAUAAGGAAUAGCACCGUGUAUUGAGAAGAGGAGAGUUGGUGGGGGAAGGUUGGAGAUGACUGUGCAAAAGGGACCCCAAGUGCCACCAAGUGACCAGGAGACAUUUCAACAAAAGACAAAGAAAACUAUGUAUAUAAAUACUUCCAAUAUUACCAUACAGUACUUAUCAUUGUUACUUUAAACUACUUUUUUUUUUUUUAAACGAGUAAAACUUUCCCAUGACCUUGUGGCUGAGUUAGUUACACAUCAGUUUUGUGUGGUAGGGAAAGCUACUGUACCAGCGAUUCUGACACCCUCCCACCCCCCGUUUUCUUUUUUUGUCCUCCCCAUUAUUUCAGUGAUGAUGUUUAUGGUGCAGAAACACAGAGGUACAGAGCAGCAGGCUACAGCCUCUUGUGAGGACAGCGAACACCUUUGCCUUGGGUUUUUUUUGUUAGUUUUAAGUUUAUAAUUGGGAAGUGAAGCAGCGUUUUUUUUUUUGUCUCCCUCUCUUUUCCCCGUGGUCCUGACUCCACGGCAUUCCCUAGCUGCUCAUAGGGAAGUUUGACUUGGUGUGCAAAGCCUGGUAGAAAUGAGAAGCGGGGGACAGUCCUUCAAGCUGAGAUGCAGCCCAGGCCAAUCAGACACAUUUAUGUUGCUAAAUAAACAUGAGAGUUUAAUAGUUACAAUUUUAAAUUCUAACUUUUGCUUUUUUCCCCUGGGGUUUGUAACUCUUUUAAAAACAAAACAACAAAUUGACCCUUUCAUUUUGGGCUGAAGCUAUCUCACAGGUUCAUAGCCUGGGAGUGAAUUCUUACCCCAUUUCCCCCCCCAAAUUCUACAAAUGGCUGGAAAAUAAGCCUGCUUUAUGUUCCUGGACACUUCUUUCCAGUCAUGUAACAUGGGGACUGGAGGGGCUGGAUGUCCAGUGUGGUUUUGUUAGUUCCUAAUUUGAACUGAUACUUCUGUAUAAAGGAUAUACUAAAAGGAGGAAGAUAGGUAAGCGCUGAGAUCCGGAACACUCAAAAUCCUCCACAAAACAAAUGCAGGAUGACUUUGGGGGUGUUUUCUCAUGUUAUUUCAAACUAAUUUUGUCUUUGCAUCAUAGUUCUCUUUGAUACAGUUUUGUUUGCUCAUGGCAUAUUGUCAUAUAUGCUGUAAUUAUGCCAAAAAUCCAAUAACCUGUUAAACAUUGUUUUUUAAAAGCCUUUCAUUUAAAACCUACAUUAAGAGUUGGAAACCAACCCACUCAAGCUGGGAAAUUCAGGAUUUAAGAAGGCACCAGGUUGAACAUAUAUUUUUUGUGUAGGUUAAAAUCCAAGCUAGAUGUUACGAACUAAAUGUGUGUGGCUUUAACUGUAUGCUACUCCACUGGACUAACAGAAUCGCUGUUGCCCUGUACAUAAGAGGAUAGUGUGCGCCUCAAAUCCUACGUAAUAAAACGUGUGCGUGUGUGUGUGUGUCUCUCUCUCUAAAAGAUGCUCUAUAUGUAUAGAUAAAUAUAUUUUAAACAAAGUUAUUUCACUUUUCCCUACCCCUUGUGGGUACUUGAGUUGGGGACUGCAGCAUCUUGCAGCUGUUGGCUGAGCAGAAGCAGGAAGUUUUUAUUCUCAACCCAGUUAAUAUAUGAGGUUCCUCUUGCUUUCUCCCCCUGGCUGUUUAAGGGAUGUUUCUAUUUCCCUGAAGUGUUUCUUUUGUAACUUUCAAAACUAAGAGUGUUCCAAAUCAGGUUUGGGGUGAGGGGGAUUCUGUGUUCUUUCUAGACUGUAUGCACCCCUUCACCACUGCCAUUGCUACACACUGAAUGAGGGAUUCCCACAAGUGGGCAAACUGAUCAAUCCAGAGGCUUAUUUUUUCUCCUUGUUUCCCUUUCUUGCCUGUUUAAGCACAUAAGGGCUCUAAAAAAAAAAAAAA
Chelonoidis abingdonii (Abingdon island giant tortoise) is the source of this 2904-nucleotide messenger RNA. It is a transcript of the gene CD81, whose product is annotated as CD81 molecule. Gene Ontology annotation, cellular component: plasma membrane. The record is from RefSeq and is a predicted model, not a curated record. NCBI's taxonomy places the organism in Eukaryota, Metazoa, Chordata, Testudines, Testudinidae.